GAUGGUCAGUCACGAACUGUUCGUCAGUUCCAGUUCACUGACUGGCCAGAACAAGGUGUGCCAAAAUCAGGAGAAGGUUUUAUUGACUUCAUUGGACAGGUACACAAGACCAAGGAGCAGUUUGGCCAGGAUGGCCCCAUCUCUGUCCACUGCAGUGCUGGCGUGGGCAGGACUGGAGUGUUCAUCACACUGAGCAUCGUCUUGGAGCGAAUGCGUUAUGAGGGUGUUGUAGAUAUUUUCCAGACAGUAAAGAUGCUGCGAACACAACGACCUGCAAUGGUGCAGACAGAGGAUGAAUACCAGUUCUGUUACCAGGCAGCUCUGGAAUAUCUGGGAAGUUUUGAUCACUAUGCAACAUAAAAAGCCAUCGUUGUGCAGACUCUACCAACCACUUCAGUCCUGGAAGGCCUCUUCUGUCCCAGGAGGAGAGCUUGAACUUACAAAACUGAAUCAGAAGAAGUACCUUUUCAUCUGGACAAUGCUUUGGGGGAGCAGGGGGGAGGAGGAUUGGAAGGAACACCCCUUCAGGAACUCCAUGUAUAAACCUGGCCCAUGGAGAGGCAGCUCAGGAGGUUGCUGAAGGACUGCUUGAAGUGGUGAACUGCUCUUGUUACCUCAAGUGGUGUUCGCUGUGGAGGACCUAAUGGACGUGGUGAAACAGAUC
Molecule: messenger RNA, 664 nt
Organism: Acanthisitta chloris (rifleman)
Lineage: Eukaryota; Metazoa; Chordata; Aves; Passeriformes; Acanthisittidae
Product: receptor-type tyrosine-protein phosphatase S-like
Exons: 3
Biological process (GO): protein dephosphorylation
Molecular function (GO): protein tyrosine phosphatase activity
Source: RefSeq, a predicted model, not a curated record